AGCAGAGCAGAGGUAGAGUCCAGGAAGGAGUCCAAAGUAAGUCUGAGCACCUUUUCACCAGCAGUAUCUCUAGCUCUAGUGCGCUCAAGCUCUCGACUCAAGUGUGAGCUUUACUAACCAAUCAAAAGUGCCAGGAGUUUUUUGCGUAUACAUCCAUAAUAAUAAUAAUAAUAAUAUAUAUAUAUAUAUAAUUACAAGUAUGUAAAAACGUGUGCGUAUGCGUGUGUGACAAAGUAAGCUAUAGAUUAUACUAAUUUGUCGACAAGACACUUGACAAAGAGAGGGUACGAGAGGAGUUCCCGCGAGUUUUACAAGCGGCGUAUCGAUAAAUUACUCAAUCCUCUGUAAAUUUAGUCGAUUUAUAUAUUUCGAAAUUACAAAACUCUAUACUAGGUAUUGAGAAGACUAGACUAGUCAGCACCCACCAGCCAGCACCUAUCCAGUCACUAGGAGUUUGCUGUAAUUGUAAAAGUUGAUACCAAGUGAAGCAGUAGCAUCGAUCAAGUCAAGAGCAAGUGCCGAGUGGGUAUACUUUUAAUAGACCAUCAACCUGGUAAAUAAAAACUAGAGUAAUAAUCAGGUAUAUGAUAAUAUUAUAGUUUUUUAGGCCUCGGUAAUUUGUCCUCGGUGAAUAUAUUUAUUGUCUGGUGGUGAUUGUUUUGACUCGUGAGUCUUUAUUCGACUAUAAUGGUGUAGACGCGCGCAUCCUGUAUACACAAACCCACCAUUGUGAGUAAAAAAAAAAACGUCUUGAGUGAUCGCGCCAGCAAGUGAACAAGAAUAUAUUAUAAAUAUAAAAAAAAAGUAUAUUAUUAUAUGAGUAAAGGUUUUUUUGUCGCGGUGAUGUGAUGUGCAAUUACUCUCAUUAUCAAGUUUUACCGAUAAUUACUUGCAGAGUUUUAUUAUACGAGAGUGAGUGAAUGAGGUUGGAGACACACCUGGUGUCCAGGGCGAUGUCGAAGCAUCGCAGCAGCUGGGUAUCCAACAUCCUCAACUGGCAAUCAAUUGUACUGGAAAUUUGCAACAAAUUGGAGGAUAAUUGUCAUAAUUGAUUGAUUAUUAUUUGCAUCACACUGCGACGUUACAUUGAGCGACAGACUAUUUGUUGAAGCUGGGACUUGUCUGCUUGGUGGAUUUUAUAUAGAAAGUACUGCUGAGUAAAAAGAGGAUUUUUAUUGAGUGCUGAUCUAGUUGCCCGCCAUAGGACGGGUGGUUAUGUUUCCCACUUUCAUUGGAAUACUAGACAUACAAUCGUGGUGGGAGGUCCCGAGUAUAGCACACUUCUGCUCAUUAUUUAGGGCUGCCUUCAAUCUCCUGGACUUUGAUAUCGAGGAUCUAGAGGAAGCUCUGCUGACGGACGGUGGUGCUGAAGGACGUCUAGUGCAAGAAUUAAUUGUCAGACUGCUCGAGGGCUGCUUGCCCAACGAUACUCGCAAUGAUAUCUCAACAUUUAACUAUCAGAUGUUUUUACGUCGGCUUUUUCGCAAGAAAUGCCAGGAAUACAACUGCGAAAAUCCAUUUAACACAGAUGUAGAUUUUGAACUUUUACCAUUACGACAAAAAGUUGAAAUAUUACGCGCCCUCUGCGACUUUAGGCUUGACGCCGAGGACGUGGAGUGUGCGCUAAGCAACUUGGACUCUGACAGUCUGAGAGUAGAACCCUUGGGACAUGACCGUAAGAAUUCCGCUUAUUGGUAUUUCUACGGGACCCGACUUUACAGAGAGGAUUAUAUUGAAAACACAGAGGUCGGUGAUACAAUUACGCAGCGUCAAAGGGGUCGACCGCGUGAUCGUAAACGUAAACGACGACAGUGCAGAUCGCAGGAGGAGAACCUGGUGGAAGAAGAAGAAAAGGAGAAGGAAGUUGAUGAUUAUUUAGAUAUAAAUAUCGGUGUUAAAACACGUGACACUGUCUGGCAAGUUAUCUGCUUCACUCAACAGGAUUGGACGAGACUCGUUGACAAGUUUCGAAACUCGGAAUACGACACUGAACGCAAGCUCUAUCACACACUUGCUGAGGAUUUUCUUCCCGAGAUACCAAAGCUUUUUGAGCUCAAGGAAAAGCAGCAGCGCCGUCGUCUGCUUGAACGUAACAACUCACGUGUACUUCACAGUCCAGAACCGGUUAAACAAUUAGAAGAAACAAUAAUGGUACGCGCUAAAAUAAAAACAAAGGUCGGAAAGAGUACGAAAAAGAGCGGGCAGAGUUCUAAGGGCGGUGACAGUGAAGAUGAAGCUCCGCCGCCAUUAGUUUCACCACCACCACCACCGCCGCCGCAAAAAAAAGGACGUCAGACAAAUAAUUCAUUGGCUUCUGCUGUUGGACAGAUUGUAAUUCAUACGGGCGAUGAAGCUGACAAGGUGGCCAAUAAAAAAGGUGUAGGUAGACAUGGAGUGAGCAGUUAUGUUGCCCCUGGUUAUCCUUAUACAUUUGGAAUUGAGGAGGAAGAAAGACGUGUGGGUAUGUACAAAGUACUCGAGAGUAUUAAAGAUCAUGACGACGCCUGGCCGUUUACUGAUCCUGUUGAUGAGGAGUAUGCGCCUCGAUAUUACAGCGUUGUACGGAAACCCAUGGACCUUAAAACAAUGGAGGAAAAACUCGAGAGUGGAUCGUACAAAACUGUUUAUCAAUUUAAACGGGACUUUAGUUUAAUUGUAGAAAAUUGCCGACAAUACAAUGGCUCGGAGAAUGAGUAUACGGAAAUGGCGGUUAAUUUAAAAGAAGCAUUUGAGUGCGCGAUUGAACGAUAUCUGGAGUCUGAACCCUCAAGCGAUGAGUGUCCGGCUCCAAAAUCUCCGACUGCUGUGUCUGCUUCCGCGUAUCCUUUGCGUACUAAUACGUCAGCUGCGGCAAUCGCGAACUCGCGAAAACGAUAUAAAAAAUCAAAUAAAAAAUCUAAAUCAAACAAGACGGAUAAAAAAACGAGGAAAGGUAAAAAUCAUAAUGAUGACGAUGAGGGUGAUGAUGAAUUUUUUGAUGAGGAUGAGGAUGAUGCUGGCGAAGAAGAGCAAGUUCUCGAUGCUAAAAGUUCGAGAGACAAGAGAGCAAAAAAACGAUCAAAGAGUAUGAAAGAACGGGCGGAAACUGAAGAUGAUCAAGAUGAUGAUGAUGAUGAAGGUGCAAUAUUGGAAAAUACUGUGAUAAAAUCAAAAAGAAAAAAAUAUGAGGAUAGUAAAUUAUUACCGAAAAGUAAACGUUUGUCCGCCAAAGAUGAUAAAGAGUUUAAAGAAGUGAAGGAAGAUACGAAAAAAAAUAGUCCAACUGCGGGUAAUAAAAAAGGACAGAAAGAUUUGUCAAUUAAAAAUUCAAAAGAUCAUAAGGAGAAUCGUGGUAAGAAGAAAGAUAAUUUUGAAGAACAUCAUGAACCUUUGGAAAAUGUCAAAAGUAAAAGUAAGAGAAUUGAAAAAAAAAGUAAUGAAAAAAGUGGGAGCGCCGUACAGCAUAACGAUAAAGUAAAAAAAGGUAAACAGAAAAAACAAAUUGAGUCUGAGGACGACAGGUAUUCGGAUAUCGAGGAAAAUGGUAAGCAGGCUACACUGGAAAAGAAAAAAAGUAACAAUAGUAGCAGUAGUAAUAGUAAUAAAGAUAAAAUUGAUCAGCGAAUGAGGCGAUCGGACGAUAAGUACGAGGCGAAAAGUCCUACGCGAGUUAAAGAUAAGAAAUCUAAGAAGAAAAAUGAUGAACGAACGAAAAACGGUAAAGUCAAUAAUGAUUGUGGAAAAGAUCGAAAAAAGGAAACUCCAGAAGUACCGUCAGUUAAAUUUGAUUCUUCACUGAGCGACAAAGAUCUCGAGUCGUUGGACAGUUUGAAGGAUCGAAUAAGUGAGCGCAGUAGACGUGAGGAGAAAUUGAAACUCGAGCGAGAAAAGCUCAAGAAAAAUUCAAAGACUUGUAAUUUGGAUGGAUUCCACAAGAAAAAUGUGCCUUCUAAUGGUAAUACCUUUCACGACGGUGAUAAGGUCAAUAUUAAGCGAACAAAAGUUAAGAAAGUUGGUAAAGAUAAUAAGAAGGAGGAGAAAAAUCAACAGGUUGAUGUUAAAAGUAGUGGUAAGAUGACUAAAUCAAAAGGAUCGAGGGUUGAGAGCCCGGCGAUUCAAGCUUUAAAUCAAGCCACAGCGCAGACUUUAAAUGAUAUAAAUAAAUGGCUGGACGAUGCGCCACCGAUUGAGGAAUUUAAUUCGAAGAGCGAAUCUCCUGUUUUACAGCCAUCAACUAGCGAGCCACCGCGUGUUGGUCCGGCUCCAGUUCCGGCUCCCAAAGUUCCUGAUGUAAUACGAAAACGCCCAGCUACAAUGAAGCUUUUUGGCCCGCACGGCCCGCCAAAACCAAAAAAAGUCCAAAGAACAAUCGAUCGACUGCAACCGGGCAAGAGUAAGGGUAAUCUUUUAUUAAAGAAACCUAUUGGUAAUAGCAGUAGUGGUUCUGAUGUUACGACCAAACAAUCAAACUCAGACGCCAAUAAGUCUAACCGUGAAAGCUCUGAUGGACCAAAAUUGAGCUUAGGUUCAGUUCUAAAGAACGCCGAUUCUAUUCAGCUGAUUUGCAAGUCUCUGGUGUCUUCGCCGAGUGCUCAUUUGUCUAAUGAAGACGAGGAUGAAGAUCGUCCGGCAUUACUGAAUUCCACGACGGCAUUAAAGGAAGAUAAGUCUAAAGAAUCUAUGCAGGAAGCCGUUACUCCAAAGACUCAGGUCGAAGCGACAAAUGACACAAAAGAAUCUGAAGAACCACAAAAACCUAAAUCAGCGACUCCGAAUUUGAGCGCUUGGUUUAAGGCUUUCGGUGCGCCAAAGUCAAAGAAAAAAGAGGAAGAGGUUGAAGAAGUUGCGGUAAAGAAAGAAGAGACGCCUGAAGUUACUUUGCCACAUCGACAACGAAGGCACAGUGCCGGUGGCAGCAGUGUCAGUGAAUCGGUGUCUAGUUUUUCACAAGAAUCACCACCGGGACUGAGUGUAAGAUCACCGCAGACGCAAUCGGCAAUAACUACGCCAGGAAUUGAACAACCAGUUCGUGCUGGAUUUUAUCAAGAUGCUCUGUCAACUGGUAGCAGUCCUUACAACAGUCCUUACUACACAACACCACCGAGAUACAGUGCACAGUUACCUCCUACACCGUCACCACAGAACCAUCCACUGUCACCUGCGUAUCCAUCUUCAGCAGCUUACGAUCAAAGUCCCCUGUAUCCUCAAGCAUCACAUCAAGCUUAUCAGAAACCUGCGAGUAAUGAAAAUCCAAAUGAAAAUUACAAUUUCUAUCCCCAAAAUUCACCUCAAGGUGACGCUUACCAGCAGCAAUUAUCAAAUAGUCCAAAACCAUCACCAGUUUAUCCUCAACCGUCACCUCAAUCGGUACCAGUUUAUCAGAAUUCACCUCAACCUACACCCCCAAAUUAUUCUCAACAUUCACCUCAACAGCCACCAACGCCAAAUUACUCUCAAGCAUCACCUCAGCAGCCUGCUGCUAAUUAUUCACAGCCAUCACCACAACAACCAACUCCACCGAGUUACUCACAACCGUCACCCCAACAACAGCAGCAACACUCUCCGUACUCACAUCAAACAUCACCUCAACCGCCGGCAAAUUAUUCACAACCUUCUCCUUCUCAACAAUCGAACUCUUCGUACUCUCAACCAUCACCGAAACCACCACCUAGUUACUCGCAGGUCUCUCCGCAGCCUCCGGCGUCUUACUCUCAACCGUCACCUCAAUUCAACCAAUCGGCUGCACAACCACCUCCUAGUUAUUCACAGACAUCACCUCAACCAAUAGCCAAUUACUCUCAACCAUCACCGCAGUCUCUUAAUUUUUCCCAGCCAUCACCACAACCUCCAAAGUCGUACACUCAACAUUCGCCCCAACCACCGCCUGCUUACUCGCAGCCGUCACCUCAAAGUCUGAAUUAUUCUCAACCAUCACCCCAAACACCUCCAAGUUAUUCCCAACCAUCCCCACAAACUCCACCAAAUUACUCUCAGCCAUCGCCACAGGCGCCGCCGAAUUACUCGCAGCCAUCACCACAAGCGCAGCCAAAUUACUCUCAACCGUCGCCGCAGGCGCCUCCAAAUUAUUCCCAACCAUCGCCGCAGGCGCCUCCGAAUUAUUCUCAGCCAUCGCCGCAGGCGCCUCCGAAUUACUCUCAGCCAUCGCCGCAGGCGCCUCCAAAUUACUCUCAACCGUCACCACAGGCACCACCAAAUUACUCUCAACCGUCACCUCAGGCACCACCAAAUUACUCGCAGUUGUCACCACAGCAGCCGUCAACGACUCCUGGACCAACAUAUUCGAGUCAACCUUCGCCACAGCCGCCGAGAAAUUACUCCCAGCCUUCAUCACAAGUCUCGCCGUGCUUACAACCGGCUUUGAGACAGCCGACAAAUUAUCCUCAGCAAUCACCUAGACAAACAGCUCCGACGCAAAUUUACGUACAGCCUGAAAAAACUACCACCGAAGAAUAUCAAUCAACAGCUGCACCACCUUCUUAUCCACAGGGAAUAAAAUCAAAUCAUAUAUCUUACGCACCGACGACUGGUGUUCCAGCCUCAGGUAUUUCUGAACCCGACAGACGAGCUUCUGAAUAUUUUAAACCUGAAGAUAAGCUUCAAUCAGACUCGCCACUUGGAUUAAACAGCAACCAUCAAGUGUAUCAUCAGACGAAUCAAUUUUCCCAACUUUAUUCAAACAAUUUUCCACUUAAUGAGAGAGUAACUUGUCCACCGACUGCUACAGAUUCUCAGAGAUCUACCACAAGGAUAAGCACUCCUCAAGAAUCUCAACAGCAACAACAGCCACAGGAACGAGUUUACGAUAACACAGAAACUCUUAAAUACAGUCAGCAACGUCAGGACCAACAGCUGCUAGCAUUCCAACAGAAUCUACCCGGUCACGAUACGAUUUAUCAGUCGACUGGUGGUUUUCAAUCGGCGCCUUACCCGAUGCCCAACGCGGCAUGUCGAUCAGUAUAUUCAAGUUCUCAUUACUACGACACGAGUACCAAACCCGGCGCACCACCGACCAGUGUCGCUUCAACACUACCUCCUGUAAAGAAGCGUAUGUACAACGAACCCUCUGGUGACACAUCGAGGAAUUGUAUUCCACAAGAGUCAAGAUCGGGACAAGAGCAAUACGGAUACGAUCAAAUGAUACCCCUGUCAACUUCUGAAUCAUCAAUCGUAUCCGGGCAAUACGACGGUACCAGUUAUGUUACUUUGGCUGACUCAGUGGCCAGCAAUCCAGCAUACGCAAGAUUAAGUUUAGGUUUAGUAGGCCGAAGUCCCAAAGAUCAACAGCAAUUACUAUCGAUACCCAGGCCAUCGAGCAAAGAUUCUCUUGUCUACGCUCGAACUCCCGGUGCAUCGGAGUAUGAUUUAAAUCUGCUUCAGAGUAUGCAAGGCACAAAAGGAAUGACAUCGUCUGUUCCAGCGCCACGACGUGAACCCGCUCCAGUCGCCGCACCAGCUCCCAAGCCCAAGAAAGGUCGCAAGAAAGCUGCGGCAGCUGCCGCCGCUGCUGCUGCUGCUGCUGCAGCUGCUCAACAGCAACAGCAACCACCACCUACCGGUUUACCCGAUCAGUCAUCAACGAUUCCUGGAUUCCCGCAGUAUCCAGCCAACCCAGCGGACAUAGUGGGAUUAAAAAACACUCCCGUGCCCCCUGGAAGCGCUUUCAACUUUACCACACCCGUCAGUGCUGCCAAUAGUUCGCCUUUCUACGACAAAGACGCCUCAGCAGCAGCCGCUGCUUUUGCUUUCCUCGAUGAGUUCCGAAAUCCCAGUUACUACAGUAUGCUACGGCAACAGCAACAGCAACAGCAGCAGCAACAACAACCCCAGCCCCCGACGACGAUAAACGAGUCGACUCAGCAGGCCAACAAAUUGAAUAACCAACCGAGAAAUUAUCCUCCCCACCCGUUUUUACACACUACCCAAAGAUCCGCAGCCUACGGACCUCCAGUUUCGCCUUACGUUAAUCCUCACGCUCCCAAUCUAAGUGUUGAUCCAGCAGCUUAUCAACAGUACCUACAUUCCUUCUACGCUCUUCAGCCAUCAUCUCAUCAUCGCUCCUGGCUAUAGUAUUCAAAGCCACUUAAUUAAAUAGAUAAUAAUUAUUUUUAUUUAUAUUUAUUAUUUAAUAAUUCAUCAUUUAUCUACUGUACUCUACUUUAAUUAUUUCUUUUCUUACAUUUUUUAUUUACGAGACAAAAGUAUGACCAGCUCUCUAACAACCACACGAUAACGUAAGCUGACUUUUUUUUUUCAUUUAUUUUAUAAUUGUAAUUAUAGUUUUUUUUUUUUAUACUUUGAUGAUUACUGAGAAGUUGCAUUUACGAAUUAAAAAAAAAAAAAAAAAAAAAA
Messenger RNA from Microplitis mediator, 8349 nucleotides. Its product is annotated as protein split ends-like. The coding region runs from base 1216 to 8067 and encodes 2283 amino acids. The record is from RefSeq and is a predicted model, not a curated record. NCBI's taxonomy places the organism in Eukaryota, Metazoa, Arthropoda, Insecta, Hymenoptera, Braconidae. Gene Ontology annotation, molecular function: protein binding. Gene Ontology annotation, biological process: chromatin remodeling. Gene Ontology annotation, cellular component: CERF complex. The transcript has 6 exons.